AUGCAGCUCUCCGAGUUCCAAGCGCUCAAGGCGCUGAUCCACGCCAACUUGGACGGAUACGAAGCGCUGCUAAAGGAGAGCAACACGCCCGAACCCUUCUUGAACCAAGCUCGGUUGCAUCCGGUGAUGGAUCAAGCCAACCAUGUGCCAAACAAGGACUUGUGGGUGACGACGCAGAAUCUAGCCAGUGCGCUCGACAUGAUGGCGUCGAUGAUUCAGCUCCCCUCAACGACGCUCAUGUCGGAAGGCAUGGCGACGUACAAGGCCUUCUCUCUGCAGAUGGCCACGAGUCUCAACAUCGCCAACGUGAUUCAGGAGCUCGGGGGCUCAGCAGGCAGGCCGGUCUCUGCCAACGAGAUUGGGGCUCGAACGGGCUUGCCACCACCGCGCGUGCUCAAGGUGCUGCGCCCCCUUGCCAACAGCUACAUCUUCCAAGAGACGUCCGAGGGUUACUUUGUCAACAACCGCGCAUCACUGCAUCUGCUGGACGAGUGUGAUGUCAAGCAGUACGUGCAAUACUCGUCGUGGAUUCAUCCUCGGAUAGUGCCCAGCAUCCCUGAUGCGUGGAUGAAUCCCGAAUACAGAGAUGAUUGGGGUCCGGACAAUGCGGCCUUCCUGCACGGCUUCGACAUGCAGCACAAGGCUCGAGACGCAUUCGACCUGUUCCAGAAGAAGAUACCGGAGCUGGUUCCGCGUUUUGGCGUUGGCAUGCAGGCUUGCAACCGUGGCGCUGUCGAAGGCGUCUUGCUCGAUUAUACGUGGUCUCAGUUUCCCAAAGGUACCACCUGCAUAGACAUUGGUGGAGGCAUCGGCGCACUAACUGCAGCUCUGCUUGGUCAGUUCCCGAAUCUAAACGGUAUAGUGCAAGAUCGACCCGAGGUGAUUGCACAAGCCAAGGCGAGCUUCGAGAAGAACAUGCCGGACGCCGUUGCUUCGGGAAGAGUGCGGUUCGAGGCCGCCGACUUCUUCGAGGAGGUCAUGGCAAGUGGGCCGAACAAGGUGUAUGUGAUGCGAAUGAUCAUCCACGAUUGGCCCGACAAGGAGGCACUGCGGAUUUUGGGCAAUGUCAAGGCCAAGAUGCAGGCUGACUCGAAGCUGAUCAUCAUCGACACUCUGCUCCAGCCAGCGGUGGUGAGCGGUGACAGCAGCAGCAGCAGUGCCAAAGACGACAACAAGCUCGUCGAGCAGGUCGGAGAGAUCCCGUAUCCUCUGUAUCGGUCAGGGGGCGUGACGGGUCAGUGGAUCCAACGAGUCGAUCAAGAGGUCAGCAUCGGGCUGAAUGCGACCGAACGCACACCGUCCGAGUUCAAGACGCUCAUCGAAAAAGCAGGCUUGAAGCUCGAAAGCAUGAUCCAGCCUCGUUCACGCCACGGUGUCAUCACUGCUGUCUUGCCUUGA
Sporisorium graminicola is the source of this 1398-nucleotide messenger RNA. RefSeq lists its product as uncharacterized. Bases 1 to 1398 code for a protein of 465 amino acids. The record is from RefSeq and is a predicted model, not a curated record. The transcript has a single exon. Gene Ontology annotation, molecular function: O-methyltransferase activity. NCBI's taxonomy places the organism in Eukaryota, Fungi, Basidiomycota, Ustilaginomycetes, Ustilaginales, Ustilaginaceae.